UUGUUUUGCAAAUGGAUUGCACCUGAUUAAAAGCUUGGUUAGGUGAGGUGAAUAUCAGCAAAAUCUGGUGACUCCAUCUUGGAAAGAAAGAGAGGUGAAACACAUUGGAGGCCACAAGACUGAAGCGGCUCCAAUGGAUGUUCUUGGUGAAAAUGAAGCCCUACAGCAGUUCUUUGAUGGGCAAGAUGUCUCAGGGGUGCUGGAGAGCGCUGUAGUGGACACAAGCAUUUUGGAGCAGUACCUCAGUAAUGAUGUGGACCCUACUUUCAUGUUACCAGAGUCACCCCCAGACUCUGGAUCAGAACCCUGCUCACCUCCACAAAUACCAGAUGUACACUAUGGCACUGACUGGUCUAAAGAGCAAGUGAAUCAGGAAGCACUUCGUCAGGUGGCACACCCAUCUGCAGCCUCUUGUCAUUUUAAAGACAAUAGAGCACAUGAACACUACACUGGCACAACACGUCACCACCUCCAUGACCCUGGGCUUUCCCUUGUCAAAGCCAAUGCAUCUGCACUGCCCCCUGUCCACCCUCAGUACCUGAACCCUGCAGAGAGCUAUGCAGAGGCCAGCACCUCCCCCACAGCGUCAGUCCCUGAAACACUCCAGCACCAGCAGUGCAUGGGCUCAAUGGGGUGCUACACCAGGGUCAGUGGACCAACUGCCCCCUCCUCUGUCCUUACAAACUCUGAACAUUCAGAAACUAUAUACCCUUUUCUGCACGGCAAACCUGGACCUGCACAGCAGACAGGGAGCUUUUUGCCAGACAGUAAGAAGAGGAGGCGCUCAGAGUCCUUUGAUGCAGCCAUAGACCAUCGACGGUGGAGGGACACAGUUUGGAUCAAACCCUCAUUCAGUCCAGAGAAUGGGGUAUGUGAUGUGCCCUCCUAUGACAAUGAUAUCACCAGUGGGAGCCCAGGUCAGGGCUCUCACCAACUCUUAACCUGGGAUAGAUACCAGCCCGGCCAGUGGAGCACGCUCUACAACGGCAACUAUGAGAGUCUCCCACCUCCUGCUUACCAUGUUGACACAGACAAAGGUUUCAACUAUUCCACUGCUGACGAGGCCUUCGUCUGUCAGAAGAAGAAUCAUUUUCAGGUCACAGUUCACAUUGGGAUGGUGGGAGAUCCUAAAUAUGUGAAAACGCCAUCAGGUCUUAUCGCUGUGGAAAGCUUCCACAUAAAGGUCUUUGGUGUUAAGCUUGAGGCCCAGAGCCAUCUCAUCACCAUAGAGCAGUCCCAGUCAGAUCGCAGCAAGAAACCUUUCCUGCCAGUCAAGGUGAAUCUGCCUGGAGACAAAAUCACCAAAGUGACACUUGGGCGACUGCACUUUAGUGAGACCACUGCCAACAACAUGAGAAAAAAGGGAAAACCAAACCCUGACCAGAGAUACUUCAUGAUGGUUGUGGGUCUUUAUGCCACUGUUAAGGACGAGGACUAUCUGCUGAUUGCCCAUGUGUCUGAGAGAAUCAUUGUCAGGGCCUCAAACCCUGGGCAGUUUGAAAGUGACAAUGAGGUGCUGUGGCAGAGAAGCCAAGCUCCCGAUUCGGUGGUAUGCCACGGUAGGGUGGGCAUCAACACUGAUACACCUGACGAGGCCUUGGUGGUCUGUGGGAAUGCCAAGAUUAUGGGCACAGUCAUGCAUCCCUCAGACAAGAGGGCCAAGCAAAACAUUCAGGAGGUGGAUUCAACAGAACAACUCAAGAGGAUUGCGCAAAUGAGAAUAGUGGAGUAUGAUUAUAAACCUGAGUUUGCCGCAAAGAUGGGGAUCGACCACAUCCAUGAAACAGGAAUCAUUGCUCAGGAGGUUAAGGAGUUGUUGCCCACUGCCGUGAGGGAAGUUGGAGACAUCACAUGUUCAGAUGGUGAAAGGAUUAACAACUUUCUCAUGGUGGACAAAGAGCAGAUAUUCAUGGAGAAUGUUGGGGCAGUGAAGCAACUCUGCAAGCUCACAGAUAACCUUGAGACUCGUAUCCAGGAGCUGGAGGUGUGGAACACACGGCUGGCUAAGCUAAAGAAUUUGGGCAGCAUACGCUCCAACAGCACAGCUGGCAAUAAAGGUCCACCUCCCCCAAAGAAUCCAACACCACUACAAUCCAAAAAAGCCAACAUCCGUGAGAAGUACAAACACUGUUUACAGCACAGAGUGUUUCAGGCCAGCAUCAUCAUGUUAGUGGCAACCAUGGCUUUAUGUAUAAUCUGUAUCACUGCUCUGUACUUGCUAACUCUUAAAGUGGACCUGGACUUUGACAGCAGCACUGUCAACUCCAGUGUGCCUCCCAUCCAGACUAGCACUGAAGUCAUCCCAACAACCUCUGGAAGCCCCUGGCCCCCUGAUGUGGAUUUCUCCAAUGUGUUUUACUCUGAUGAGAUCUACUGCUGUCCCUCCUUCACAACUGACAAUGCCACUGCUGUCAGUACCACUACCGGCCCCCUCUUUCCAAAAACCAGCACCACUUUACAAGGGACAAACACAACUAUACAGUCCAUCUUCAUUACACAAAACCUUCAGAUCAUUGAUGAACGUUACUGUCAGAAGGAUAACUGUGGGCCUGGGAACUACAGCUACUCGAUCCCCAUUAGCAAGUUUGUUCCUGUCAACAUGCCAGUCACUCUCAAGAUGAACACCACUGAGCUGCUGGUGGUUCACCUGUGUGGCUAUGAUCAAAGGAUUGAGUGCUCAGCUGUAAUGGAUUAUAGCAACUCUGACCUGCACAGUUCUAUCAACACACAGGGUUAUGAACAUGACUGGCCGUUGCCAGUGGCCCAGUACUACCAGGCUACUUAUCACUUCCGUGCAACUGUAGCAGGACAGGCAGAUUGCAGCACUGAUCCCAACUACAUCCAGGUGCUGUUUACAGACUAUCACUUUCACUUCUAUCGGAGGUGUGACUGA
Chanos chanos (milkfish) is the source of this 2893-nucleotide messenger RNA. It is a transcript of the gene myrfl, whose product is annotated as myelin regulatory factor like. Gene Ontology annotation, cellular component: endoplasmic reticulum membrane; nucleus. Gene Ontology annotation, biological process: positive regulation of DNA-templated transcription; protein autoprocessing. Gene Ontology annotation, molecular function: DNA-binding transcription factor activity; sequence-specific DNA binding. The transcript is spliced from 25 exons. The record is from RefSeq and is a predicted model, not a curated record. NCBI's taxonomy places the organism in Eukaryota, Metazoa, Chordata, Actinopteri, Gonorynchiformes, Chanidae. The coding region runs from base 134 to 2893 and encodes 919 amino acids.